This is a messenger RNA of Solea solea (common sole), 6865 nucleotides long. It is a transcript of the gene ddr2l, whose product is annotated as discoidin domain receptor family, member 2, like. The coding region runs from base 1648 to 3927 and encodes 759 amino acids. Gene Ontology annotation, cellular component: signaling receptor complex; membrane. The transcript is spliced from 14 exons. The record is from RefSeq and is a predicted model, not a curated record. Gene Ontology annotation, biological process: multicellular organism development; protein phosphorylation; positive regulation of kinase activity. Lineage: Eukaryota; Metazoa; Chordata; Actinopteri; Pleuronectiformes; Soleidae. Gene Ontology annotation, molecular function: ATP binding; protein tyrosine kinase collagen receptor activity; collagen binding.
UGGUGGGGACUCAGGGACGAUAUGCCAGAAACUCUGGGAAAGAGUACGCCCGAGCCUACCGGCUCAACUACAGCAGAGAUGGUCUGCUGUGGAAGUCCUGGAGGAACCGCCUGGGAAACCCAGUGAGUGGUGACGUGGUCGGAGUGGAGCAGUGAGGGACAGACAAUGAAGCAGGAAACCAGAAAGAAUGGAUGAGAGCAUGUAGAGGAAAGAUGUGAUGGAGCGAUAGAACAAAAUGAUGGAGAGAAGACUGGGAGAAAGAGGAAGGGAAGGAAAAAAGAAAAUACUGCUUCAGGUUAUUUCACACACAUGAAAGGAAAUGGCACUCAAACCAGCUUCCUGUCAGCCUUCGAGGUCCCUGGCUGUCAUGGAAACGCCACUUGGACGCAAUUUAAACAGAUUUCCAACAGCCUUUUAAAACAUGAAAGCUUGUUGGACAUAGCCCGGAAGUGCCAAUUAAGGCUGCGUUUGGGUGUGUAUCUGCGUCAUUACCUCGUCUAUGAAGCCUUGAAAGUUAAUAACAAUCAGUUCAGCCGCUGCUGAGAGCGCAGGGUUUGAUUGUUUUCCUGAGCUCUACGAAGCGGAACGGCACUUCCGUUGACUAGUUACGUCACUGUAGAAUAUCACCACCCCUCUAAACAGCAGAGCCUCCUAGUCCGGGCACAUCCGGUGACGUACUUUCAACCGUAGAAGAAGAAGAACUACGCCGGUUGUAGCUGCUGAGCGUAUCGGUUGUACAGAUCCCCAUGGUAAAAAAAUAAUAAUAAUUGUGCCCGCUAUAAUGUGCACACAGAAUACUAUUUCGUGGCCAGGAAGUAGGUAUAAUGUGCGCACAAAAUACUAAUUAAUAAAUCAUCAUUCCUGGACAGUUGGGUAAGCAAAUCGAGCACACCUCCUCUAAGGUGGACACGAUGGACAGCGAUAGUGUGAUAGAGUUUUAUUUUAGGCUGGGAAUGAGCUACAAAGACAUUCUGAAAAGCCUGUCAUUGCAAGGAACCAUUAUUACCGAGAGGCAUUUACUGAGAGGCAGGCACAGGUACAACAAUAACAACACCACUCGAUUUGCUUACCCAGGUGUCCAGGAAUGAUAAUAUUAUUAAUUAGUAUUUCGUGUGCACAUUAUAGCUAUUUCGUGGGCACAAUAUAUUUAAUUUUUUUUCCCAUGUCAUGUCCGAGGCUCCGUACAACCGAUACACUCAGCAGCUACAACGAGAGUAGUUCUUCUUCUUCUUCUUCUACGGUUGAAAGUAGGAGGACACAGUACCAAACUUCACCUAAAGGAAGGAGCAGUGCCAACAAUACGUAUAUUACAAUUUUUACAAACCGUAAAACGUUUUUUACGGUUUACGUAAAAAAGUCUUUGUGAGCUUGUUUUGUCGUUUAGCAUUAGCGAUAGCCGGCUACAGGCUAAGCUACACACUCAUUUGCAUGUAUGUGUGUUUAUCAUCUCAGUAACCACAACGUUAUCCAAGCUACAGGCGUCCUGCAACAGUCUUUGCGAUGAUGGUGGUUCACUUGUCACAGGGUCUUCUGAAUCUGGGUGAGGGAUUACGGCGAGGGGUCGUGACGACGGCGUUACUCAAUGUUUUGAUAAUUGCUAGCGGUGCAUCCACCUUUCCAGAGGGGGAGCUGCGGGUCUGAGAGCUGAUGUGCCAAUUACGUCACUUCCAGGUGAUGGAUGCUAACAAAAAUGCCUACACCUCCGUCAUCAACGACCUUCAUCCUCCAAUUAUCACUCGCUACAUCCGUCUGAUCCCCGUCACCAAGCUGUCGACCACCGUCUGCAUGAGAGUGGAGCUGUACGGAUGUCCAUGGGAUGAUGGUCUGAUCUCCUACAGUGCUCCAGAGGGUCAGCUUAUGAUGCCGCCUGGUUAUCCAAGUGCUAGCCUCAAUGACUCCACGUAUGACGGAGCACACGAGCGAAGGAGGCUGUUUGGUGGACUGGGUCAGCUGACAGAUGGCGUAAUUGGCCUGGACAACUUUCUACUGACGCGCCAGUACAACGUAUGGCCAGGCUACGACUACCUGGGCUGGAGGAACGACUCACUGGGAACUCAGGGAUACGUCGAGAUGGAAUUUGUGUUUGACCGACAGCGGAACUUCACAUCCAUGAAAGUUCACAGCAAUAACAUGUUCUCCCGUGGUGUCAAGAUCUUCUCCUCCGUGUCUUGUUGGUUUAAGCCCCGUCUCAUUGCUGGCUGGGAGGUAGAGCCUGUGGUGUUCAAGACAGUGCUGGACGACAGGAACCCGAGUGCCCGUUAUGUCACUGUGCCUCUGAACCGCCACACCGCCAAGUCUCUGCGCUGCCGCUUUUACUUUGCUGAUGUUUGGAUGAUGUUCAGUGAGAUCUCCUUUCAGUCAGUAUUUUGUCCUUCAGAGGACACCAUACUCCCGACCCAAAUGACCCUGGUGGUGACUACCCCUCUGGCCAGUCAGGAGAGCACUGUGACACCAAUACCAGAGACAGCAGCUAAUCCAUCUGCCAGUGUUCCUCCAGAAGGGAACACAGCCAUUCUGAUUGGCUGCCUGGUUACCAUCAUCCUGCUGUUAGUCAUCGUCAUCUUCCUCAUCCUGUGGUGUCAGUACGUCUGUAAGGUGCUGGAGAAGGCUCCACGUCGCAUCCAUGAUGAGGAAAUGACAGUUCGUCUGUCAUCCUGUAGUGACACCAUCAUCCUGCAGACCCCCCCUGUGCCCCCCCGCUCUGGACACGGCCCUUCAGGCCCUGCCAACACUGACCCUCACUAUGAGAGGGUUUUCCUGCUGGACCCACAGUACCAGAACCCAGCGAUGCUGAGAAACAAGCUGCCAGAGCUGUCACAGAGUGCAGAGGCUUCAGCAUGUGGAGGAGGUUACGCUGAGCCUGAUGUCACUCAGUGCACCCCACACCAGUGUUUCCAUAACAGCGCGCCCCACUAUGCAGAGACAGACAUUGUGCGUCUCCAGGGUGUCACCGGCAGCAACAUGUACGCUGUCCCCGCCCUCACUGUGGACUCUCUCACCAGGAAGGACAUCUCUGCUGCUGAGUUCCCACGGCAGCAGCUGAUAUUCAGGGAAAAGCUGGGGGAGGGGCAGUUUGGAGAGGUCCACCUGUGUGAGGCCGAGGGUCUCCUAGAAUUCCUGGGGGAGGGGUCUCCCCUCCCUGACAGAGAAGGCCAUUCUGUGCUUGUAGCUGUAAAACAGCUGAGGGCCGACGCCACCAGCCAAGCCAGGAAUGACUUCCUGAAGGAAAUUAAGAUCAUGUCUCGCCUGAACGACCCAAACAUCAUUCGACUGCUCUGUGUGUGCGUGUCAUCUGACCCGCUGUGCAUGGUCACCGAAUACAUGGAGAACGGAGAUCUCAACAUGUUUCUGUCACAGCGGGAGAUCGAGAGUACGCUGACACAUGCCAACAACAUCCCUUCAGUCAGUCUGUCCAACCUCCUCCACAUGUCAGUGCAGAUCGCAUCAGGGAUGAAGUACCUGGCGUCUCUGAACUUUGUGCACCGGGACCUGGCCACUAGGAACUGCCUGCUGGACCGACGCCUCACCAUCAAGAUUGCUGACUUUGGGAUGAGUCGAAACCUAUAUAGCAGCGACUACUAUCGCAUCCAGGGCCGGGCGGUGCUUCCCAUACGAUGGAUGGCCUGGGAAAGCAUCCUGCUGGGUAAGUUCACCACAGCCAGUGACGUGUGGGCAUUUGGCGUAACCCUGUGGGAGAUCUUCACUCUGUGUAAGGAGCAGCCCUACAGCUUGCUAUCUGACGAACAAGUCAUAGAGAACUCUGGGGAGUUCUUCAGGAACCAGGGCAGACAGAUUUUUCUUUAUGCCCCUCCUCUCUGCCCACCAUCUCUCUUCGAGCUAAUGAUGUGUUGUUGGAGUCGAGAUAUCCCCAACCGACCCUCCUUUGAGGGACUUUUUCAAGCCUUGAGGCCCCACGUUAAUCAGUGAGCUGGGGUCGCUGGGAUGUACCAUUCUGAUACUAUUUGUUGGUAACACAUUUGUUCAUCUCUGGAAAGGCAAUAGAUUGACAUGAGAAGCCGAUGGUCUUGUAUUGUGUUCCAAGAGCAGGUCAUUGUGAGAGGAAAUUAGGAAACUGGCAGAGACUGUGGUCAGAUGGUUCGUUUGCUUUGUGGAAAUUAUAGCACACUAUGAGAUGGGAAUAGAAAAUGGCUUGAAACAUUUCAUGUGGCCAGAACCUUUCAGUCAUAGUGAACAAAGACUUCUCAAUGCCAGUUUCUUAGUUUCUUAGUUUCAUCCAUCUUUGUAAAUCCUCUUUGACCAAAAUGUUCCUUCUGACUCACUUCUUUUUUAUGCAGUGGUGUCAAAGCUAUCAUCAUCUUUAUUUCCCUCUUGUAAAGCACUGUGUCUGUGUCUCAAUUAUUCUUGUUCAUAUAUUAACCCACACUGGAGAUAGGGUUAGGGUGAAAUUGUAGGGUAGGAUUUUAUUUUUAGGAUUUUUAGUCAAUUUAAUUUUUUUCUUGGUUAAUUGUAUUUCAUUUGUUUGAUCUUUCUUGUUGAUAAAUGUUGUUCAGAGGGGGUUCUGCCAAAAGGCUGUGUUGAAACCUCUCUGUUUAUUUGGAAAAGAAUAAUAAUUGGAGCCAAAUAAUCAAAUUAUAAGAAAACACCAGCUGUGCCUUUUUUGUUGCCAAAGACAGGAAGAAGAAGGAACAACAACACAUUGGUGUAUUCUUUUCUUCCAGGUGACUUACUGUUGUCUACCAGUGAGAAACGAAGUAAUGUUAGCAGCUCAAAUACUGAAAGUGGUGAUUGUACCCAACCUAAAGUAUAGUACAGAGAUUUUAUAAAAUCAUGUUAACAACUUAUCUUUGUGUCCAACUAUGGGUUCCAAACAAGGAAACGUAACAUUUGUUUUGAACAUAUCACUAAUAGUGACCCUAUUCCUGAUGUAACAUUAGCUCCUUGACGUACAACAAAAACGUGCAAGUUGUCCAUCAAUCAAAUGAGUUCAAGAUCAGUUCAACAUCACACUUUAUUAUUUACCUGGCCGUUUCAUGUCACUGAUUCAGAGACCUACUGAACCUCCUCCUCAGAACAUACACUCUAAAGAGCCUGGACCUUGUCGUCUGUCCACUUAGGUCAUAGGUCCUUUUCUUUUGCUCCAUAUUUUUGAAAUGAAUAUGUUCUUCUUUCUUCGUCUUCUUUUAAGGGUCUUGUUGAAAGGUGGGUUACAGCUGCACUGGCUUAAAUGGCUGCAAAAUGUGUUCCACCAAUCAGCGUCCCUCAGCAAACAGCCCCACCCUUGUAGAGUUCCUGUAACGUCGUGAGUACGUAGGCUUCUUUGGGUGAAAAUUUGGGGUCGAGGAAAAGUUUUUCAAAAUCCCUGGUAAAUGAGAAAAGUUCCUGCGGUAGAAAAGGGGCGAUUCUCUCAAUGAUUGGACCAGCUUCCUUCUACCGUGUGUCCGCCCACUAUGUUCCUUAUUAAAACAUAAUUAAGGAGGCAGUUUAGUUUGGUGGGAAUAAGAAAUACGUUUGUUGAAUUACAAUCUUUUCUGACGUGACCAUCAGAACCAAGGUCCAAACUAAGUUUCAUACAGUAUCUUUGUAACUCUGGGUUAUGGUUAUACAUUAGAUCCAAUGAAGCUACUGUGUUAACAAAUCACUGCUGCACAUUUUCUUUUCUUCAAGGACAUUUAAGAAAAGGUAGAUUCUAUUUUUAAUGAGCAGUAGUUGUCAACAAGCCAUUCUUGAAAUCUGCAAUAAACAGAUUUUUACUGCAUAGCAUUUGAAAAAGUCUUGUGGAACAAAAUAAAUAUAGAGCUGUGGACUUUACAGUUGUCACCUCUUGCAGACUUUGAUCAAUCUGUGGAAAGGCAAAUGUAGAAAAAGAGAUGAUCAUGAUGAUGUGUGUUCCAUACAUGUAUACAUGAGAGAUUUGUUUUCAACUAAGUACAUUUAACAACGUUUUUGCAAAUGUUGAUCAAAAACAGGAAACACUGAGGCUUAUUUGAUGUGUUCUUCCAUCCACAGUAUUUUCACAGUUAAACAUCAGAGACAUUAGUUGCUGACACUUGUGAGACAGAAGUGUAGUACAAACAGAGAUGAUAGAAAAGUGUUAACCAGCUCUUCAUGUUAUCAAGCCAUCAGUUUACCACGUUUGCAGCAUUAUGUUAUUUUCCCACUUUCACUAAGUAUUUGAUUAAUUGAACGUUGUGAUAUAAAUGCUGAAAUUGAAUUUGUAAAAUGGCUCAAACCAAAAUCACAUUGACAGGAAACAAUAGGAAGACAUAUGUAAAGUUUGUAAGUGUAUAGUGUUUUGUUAUCUGUACUGUAUCUUAACACUUGUAUUGGUGUGUGUGUGUGUGUGUGUUCAUGUGAACAUUAGUUUUGAGAAUGACAAUUUUUGACAUUCCUUUGAACUGGGGGAGCUAAUUGAGAUAAAGUAGUUCACCACUAAACCACUAAACUCAAUUUCCCAGAGUUCUUUGCUGCAGUGAGCCUGUGUUUUGUUGUGGUUGCUUUAGAGAGAUAGACGUGACUGUUAGUAUGAUAGUGUACAGUGUAUGUGAUCUAUAAUAUCUGAGUGUGUGAAUGCAGAUUAGGUGUGAUGAAUGUUAUUCAACGUUAUCUAUCAGAAUUUAUUGUAGCUAGUUCUCUGAUUAGUUCAUUCCGGAAAGGUGGUUGGUGUUUUUCUUCUUCUUCUUUUUCAACAGGAAUUCAGUAGUUUAAAAUAUUUCCAGCACAGAUGUUUGAUCCUCAGUCUUCAGUAUUGUUUCAGACAUAUUGUACAUAUUCUAGUAGCUGUGUAUAUUAAUAUAUUGGGAGUUAGGCACUCAGUGUUCUGUCGCCCCAAGUCAAUUUCACUCUGUACCCCCUGAUGUCUUGGUUUGUUUUUCUUAUAAUAAACAUUAAAAUUUGUCAAACAGAA